This is a messenger RNA of Larimichthys crocea (large yellow croaker), 4690 nucleotides long. Its product is annotated as transcription factor COE1. NCBI's taxonomy places the organism in Eukaryota, Metazoa, Chordata, Actinopteri, Sciaenidae. The transcript is spliced from 17 exons. Gene Ontology annotation, molecular function: DNA-binding transcription factor activity; DNA binding. Gene Ontology annotation, biological process: regulation of DNA-templated transcription. The record is from RefSeq and is a predicted model, not a curated record. The coding region runs from base 1 to 1803 and encodes 600 amino acids.
AUGUUUGGGAUCCAAGAGAGCAUCCAGAGAAGCGGCAGCAGCCUGAAGGAAGAGCCACUGGGAGGCAUGAACGCUGUCCGGAGCUGGAUGCAAGGGGGCGGCGUGCUGGACGCCAACACGGCCGCCCAAAGUGGAGUGGGUCUGGCACGGGCUCACUUUGAGAAGCAGCCGCCCUCCAACCUGCGCAAGUCCAACUUCUUCCACUUCGUCCUGGCUCUGUACGACCGGCAGGGUCAGCCGGUGGAGAUCGAGAGGACCAACUUCGUGGACUUCAUCGAGAAAGAGAAGGAGACUAGCGGAGAGAAGACCAAUAACGGGAUUCAUUACCGGCUGCAGCUUCUUUACAGUAACGGCAUCAGAACAGAGCAGGACUUUUAUGUUCGACUCAUAGACUCCAUGACUAAACAGGCAAUUGUUUAUGAAGGCCAAGACAAGAACCCAGAGAUGUGCAGAGUGCUGCUGACACAUGAGAUCAUGUGCAGUCGGUGCUGUGACAAGAAGAGCUGCGGGAACCGUAAUGAGACACCCUCAGACCCUGUUAUCAUCGACAGAUUCUUCCUCAAGUUUUUUCUCAAGUGCAACCAGAACUGUCUGAAAAAUGCAGGAAACCCACGAGACAUGAGGAGGUUCCAGGUGGUUGUAUCGACUACGGUGAGCGUGGAGGGACAUGUCCUGUCAGUCUCUGACAACAUGUUUGUCCACAACAACUCCAAACAUGGCCGACGGGCCCGCAGGCUCGACCCUGUGGAAGGAACGCCGUCUUACCUAGACCAUGGAGCAGCUCCCUGCAUUAAAGCCAUCAGUCCCAGUGAGGGGUGGACUACGGGGGGCGCUACAGUCAUCAUCAUAGGGGACAACUUCUUCGAUGGUCUCCAAGUCAUCUUCGGCACCAUGCUGGUGUGGAGCGAGCUGAUCACGCCGCAUGCCAUCCGGGUACAGACGCCUCCCAGACACAUUCCCGGGGUCGUCGAGGUCACUCUGUCUUACAAGUCCAAACAGUUCUGCAAAGGCACACCUGGAAGGUUCAUAUACACAGCACUGAAUGAGCCCACCAUUGACUAUGGUUUCCAGAGGCUUCAGAAGGUCAUCCCUCGGCACCCUGGGGAUCCUGAGAGGCUGCCAAAGGAGGUUAUUUUGAAGAGAGCAGCUGACCUGGUAGAAGCCCUCUAUGGUUUGCCCCAUAACAACCAGGAGAUCAUCCUGAAGCGUGCUGCCGACAUAGCAGAAGCUCUCUACAGUGUUCCACGAGGACACACCCAGCUCUCUGGCACGACCCACAGCGGCAUGAUGGGGGUCAACUCCUUCACUGGACAGCUGUCCGUCAAUGUCUCCGAACCCACACAGGCCAAUCAGGGUUUUGUGCGCAGCAGCAGCAGUGUGUCACCUCAUGGUUACGUGCCCAGCUCCACGCCUCAGCAGACCAGUUACACCUCAGUUACCAGCACCAUGAACGGCUACACUAACAACACCAGCAUGACCAACCUUGGAGGAUCGCCUACUUUCCUCAAUGGCUCCGCAGCCAACUCGCCUUAUGCUAUUGUCCCAUCUAGUCCCACUAUGGCCUCCUCCACCUCUCUCCCUUCCAACUGCUCCUCCUCUUCUGGCGUCUUCUCCUUUUCUCCGGCCAACAUGGUGUCGGCCGCCGUUAAGCAGAAGUCCGCCUUCGCACCAGUGGUCAGGCCCUCCUCCUCCCCUCCGCCCUCCUGUACCAGCGCCAACGGCAACGGGCUCCAAGAUCAAACAUUUGUGGACUCUAGCAAGUACUCAACAGCCAGCUCUCUACAAGGACUGGCCUUCACCUGAACAAUCCCGGGAAUGAUCGUCCCACCCAUGUAAAGGUGUGAGUGCAUGACCGUGUGUGUGUGUGUGUGUGUGUGUGUGUGUGUGUGGUGUGUGUGUGUGUUUGACUGUGUGCGAGAUGAAUCAAGCACACUCGAGUCGAUCCUGGCAGAGGAUUUCGGUGCGAGUCAGACUCCAGUCGGGAAUGGAAGCAGCUGUCCUGAUCUGAAGGAACAAACCCAACUCAGGCCCUUUCUAACACAAAAACAACUGCAAGAAAACAGAUGAAAAACAAAAAGACUGUUUGCAAGGAAAUAUGUUGUUUAGACUUUGUACACCUUGAUGCUUUUAUAGGAGAACGGCCACGCCUACAUUAUGACUCUCCACAGACACAGGAAGUGUAUUUAUUUUGGAGAGAAUCCACUUUUUCCCUCAAGUGAUUGCUGAUUUGUUUUUCUUUUCGUGCAACAGUUAAAGUGUGAUCAUCUUCUAACUGUAUCUCCUGAGGGGUUUUCUAUUUAAGAAGUUUGGUCAUUAAUGAAGGAAUAUAAUGUGAAGAAUACCUGAUGAUGAUGAUGAUGAUGAUGAUGAUGAUGAUGAUGAUGAUGGUGAUGAUGAUGAUGAUGAUGAAGAGGCUGCACAUUUCGGGUCAAAUCCAGCUGACACAGACAAGCCAAACCAGACACACACACUUUCAUUUUUCCCUUGCCAAAUCCAUGUCACCGCCACUCCUCUGCAUUUAAUGGAUCUGAUGAAGGAUUCCGAUGCGUCCAGUCUGUGAAUGAUGCUGCAGUUUUAGCUAUCCAAGAAUUCCUGAUGUUUACUUUCAGCUCGCUUCCCGUACAUCUCCACUGCUGCUCCAGUGUGCUACAUUUUCUACAAAGAGAAAUUCAGUCUGUCAUGAAACAAAAGAAGAAGAAAAUUUGGUCCAACCAAAAGAAAUCCACCAUGCAGUACAUUCAGGAUGAGUUGACUGUAAAAGUCCAUGAAGAAGUGCAGCUCCUGCCCCACAGUGUGUGAUUACUGGGUGCCAACAGCAGCUUCACUGUUGAGAGUUAGACCCAAUAACUCUGUCCAUCUGCCCUGUCACCACAUGACCUGUCAGCUACAGCGACCUCUGUGAGAGGGGAAACAUGUCUUAAAGACUGCUGCCAUUUUGAUUUGUUUUUGUUGUGUGAGAGUUGGCUUCUCAAACUUUCGUCUUAAAAUAUAAACCCUUUUUCUUUUGGUAUGCUGUGUUGUUAAUAUUUUUACUGUGAUUAGCCGGCCAAUCAGAUUGUGUUUUUUUUUUUUUGUUACUCACCCACUUCUCUGGUGUGAUGGACAACUUGAGUGAAGAAAUGAUCCAAUGGUGUGUCUUAAAAUCUGCGCUGCAAAGAUUGUCAAAUCAUUCAAUCUUUACUGAAGUCUUAUUUAGUGAAAACAUCUGCUGCUGAGGUACUCUUUACUUUCAAAUCUGCCCUUUAGUUUUACAGUGUAACUGUAUUUAAAAUUACACUAUUUUAUUAUAUUUGAAUCCCAUUUUGCACUUGUUUUCUUAAGCAGUAAAGAUGAAGUAUGGAUUCCCAUGUCAUGUCAUGUAAAAAUAAAAAUAAAAUAAGACUUUUUUGCAGCGCAGAACAGUUAGCCUGACAUGUCUUAAAUACUCGCUGUGUAAGGAUGAGAAAAGUAGCUGAUUGUUGUGAAAGUCACUGCUCCCUCACUUAUAGCUCAGUGUGUGUGGUUCAAUAGUCUUAAUUAAUUUGUGAUGUUAUUUUGCCAAAGCCCUUAUUUGACAUUAAUGCCUAAACAGUCUUAUGCCACAGUUUUUAUGCCACUUGUCUUUUUUGUCACACACAGUCAGAAACUGUGUAACAAUGCCAUGCUAUGAACAACUGUCACACCUGAAGCAGGUCCACAAAUACAUUAAACUAUGUUUGUUUGUCAUUCAGCUCAAUGACAUUUGCCAUAAAAUAUUUGAAAGUGAAUUCAGAUUCUGACCUCCAUCAGCUGCUGACACUGUCUGAUAAACAGAAAUGAUUUGGAACAAAUUUUGCAUUGAAACUGAAUGAGUGAAAGCCACCUCUUCAGCCAGAAGAUUAAAGAUUAAACCAUUAGUGACAUAAUAAAAAAUUUAAAAAACUCAAAUCCUUCAGACAUGGUCCUCAUUUACUUUGUCUCUCAUGUUUAAAAAUUUUAAUGUUAUUAAGACAUUUCAUUUGUUUCUAUAUUAUAUCUGUUUAUUAAAAGCCAUAUGUCCACUGCUAAUUUCAAUCAAACUAAAACAAGCCAUGUAUUUAGCAGUAUUUAGCAGGCAGAUGACGAUUCCCAUUUUGUUACAAUGUUUUUUAUUGUUCAAUGAUUUUGCUGCAUUAUCUAGGUAUAGAGUUCUUUAUGAUUAUCUGUGUUCGUCUUCCAUGUGAUGGAUGUUGAGAUGGGACAGAGUUGUAAGUUUAAUGACAGCCUCUUUUUGCCCUUUCUCUCACUUUUCCUUCAUAAAAAAGAGCCACCUAUUUAUUUUAUCUCAAACAUGGGUCUGGAGACCACUCUUUUGUUUGUGUCUACAUGUGAGAGAGCCUGCAAGUGUGUGUGUGUGUGUGUGUGUGUGUGAGAGAGAGAGAGAUCAUUUUUUCUCUGAAAGAAAAAUGUGAUGUUUUAAAGCUAAGGGAUUUUUUUAUAGUACAUAUAUAAAUACCUGUACAGGAAGGCGUUAAUAUAGGGUUUGGUGAAGAGGAGUAUGAUCCGAAGCACUCGUCCAGCAACAAUUUACCAUGGCUUGUCUGCGUUCAGGGUUACAGUGAUGGUCAUCAUUCAUGCACACAUUAUCAGUAGUAUCAGUGUGGAGGGGAAAGAGUACAGAGGAAACUACUGUAAAGAUGAUUAUGUUGGUUAUGUUUUUUUUUUACUUUGAAGUGUAAAAUAACUUUUUGAC